AUGAGGGUAGUUGGGCUUCUUAUGAAGAAACAAUUUCAUAGCUGUCGAAGGCUGCUCUCAGAUUUUGAGACGGUUCAUAUUCAGCAUACGAACAACUAUAAGAAGUUACUCAUGGAGAAGGGCAACUUUACGGAGGAACAAUCAAAUGCAAUUGUAGGUUUAAUGUCUGAUGCAAUAAAAGGUGGGAUUGCCCAUGUUUCACAGGAUCUUGCCAAGAGAGAGAGGUUAACACAGUUGACAUAUCAGCAACGGGUGGAUUUUACUAAACUGAGAGAUCAGCUAUUAAGUGCCGAUCGCAGUGAGUUUCAUAACAUUCAAAACGAGUAUGAAAGAGUGCGAAACGACCUUGAUAAGCUACGUAACAAGCUUAGAGAAGAGAUCACAAAGGCCAAUGCAGGUUUCAAAUUGGAUUUGUCGUUAGAGAAAGGUAGAAUAAGGGAGGAGAGCAGCCACCACGAUGUACAGAUCAAAGAGAUUGAUACUAGGAUUGACCAAGAAGUGACCAACAUUAAGAUGCAGAUUGAAUCCGUAAAGACCCAGGUGAUGCAAUGGCUUAUCGGUGUAUGUACUGGUACAUUUGCCCUUGUGUUAGCUUAUGUGAGAUUAUUAUCUUGA
This is a messenger RNA of Torulaspora delbrueckii, 615 nucleotides long. RefSeq names its product Fmp32p (gene FMP32). Bases 1 to 615 code for a protein of 204 amino acids. The transcript has a single exon. The record is from RefSeq and is a predicted model, not a curated record. Lineage: Eukaryota; Fungi; Ascomycota; Saccharomycetes; Saccharomycetales; Saccharomycetaceae. Gene Ontology annotation, cellular component: mitochondrion.